CCCACGUGAACACAAUUGUGAACGAAAUGUGCAGCACCAUGAACAUGAAGGCGUGCUCGUGCAUGUUACCCUACCUUUUCUUCCUUGCCAUCUUGUUCGCCUGGCCGGUCACCUCGGCGACCCUGCGCGCCCAUCUCUCCCACGUCGACGAUAGCCGCGGCUUCACAAAACGCGAGCUGCUCCGCCGUAUGGUCGUUCGGUCCAGGGCCCGCGCUGCCAAUCUCUGCCCAUAUUCCGGCGCCACCGCCCGCCCGGCGACCGCGCCGGUGGGCCGCGCCAACACGGACGUAAACUCCGAGUACCUAAUCCACUUGAGCAUCGGCGCGCCGCGCUCGCAGCCUGUGGUACUGACGCUGGACACCGGCAGCGACGUCGUGUGGACGCAGUGCGAGCCCUGCGCCGAGUGCUUCACCCAGCCUUUGCCCAGGUUCGACACCGCCGCCUCCAACACCGUCCGCAGCGUGGCCUGCUCCGACCCUCUCUGCAAUGCCCAUUCGGAACACGGCUGCUUCCUCCACGGGUGCACCUACGUCUCCGGUUACGGGGACGGGUCACUGUCAUUCGGCCACUUUCUCAGAGACUCCUUCACCUUCGACGACGGCAAAGGCGGCGGCAAGGUCACCGUGCCCGACAUCGGCUUUGGCUGUGGCAUGUACAAUGCCGGCAGGUUUUUGCAAACCGAGACCGGCAUAGCCGGGUUCGGCCGCGGGCCAUUGUCGCUGCCUUCGCAGCUCAAAGUCCGGCAGUUCUCCUACUGCUUCACCACCAGGUUCGAGGCCAAGAGCAGCCCUGUGUUCCUGGGCGGCGCGGGCGACCUCAAGGCGCACGCCACGGGGCCGAUCCUAUCCACUCCUUUCGUACGGAGCCUUCCUCCGGGCACCGACAACUCCCACUACGUCCUCAGUUUCAAAGGGGUCACCGUCGGCAAGACGCGGCUGCCGGUCCCCGAGAUCAAGGCCGACGGCUCCGGCGCGACGUUCAUCGACAGCGGCACGGACAUCACCACGUUCCCGGACGCCGUGUUCAGGCAGCUGAAGAGCGCAUUCAUCGCGCAGGCGGCACUGCCGGUCAAUAAGACCGCAGACGAGGACGACAUAUGCUUCUCCUGGGACGGCAAGAAGACGGCGGCCAUGCCGAAGCUCGUCUUCCAUCUGGAGGGUGCGGAUUGGGACCUGCCGCGGGAGAACUACGUGACUGAGGACCGCGAGUCCGGCCAGGUGUGCGUGGCAGUAAGUACGUCGGGCCAGAUGGAUAGGACGCUCAUAGGCAACUUCCAGCAGCAGAACACACACAUCGUCUAUGAUUUGGCGGCAGGUAAGUUGCUCUUGGUGCCCGUGCAGUGUGACAAACUGUGACUCGUCAAAGUGCGUACGUGCAUCGCUAGCUGCAUGGAAAUCUCGAUUUCUUCAUGAGUACCCAAAUAAUACUCGGCAAAAUGUCAUAUGAACUCGGCAAAGCACUUUGCCGAGUGUUGCAGUUACCUUUUCAUUUUGCUUGGAUAGCUUACCACGCUUGCUGUCUGGCGCCAUUACUUGUUUUAAAUAAACGUGCGUGUAUCUAUAGAAAUGAGUAUAUGUUUAUAUAUGUAAACGACUGGGUCGUAUUGUGUUAAAAAGAACAGAUACAUACAUACGUGUGACGUCUGCCACACAUAGCUAUCCAUGGUGUAAGCAGUCACAUUUCAAAAGAAAAGGUGUAAGCAGUUAUGUGUUUAACUAGUACGGAUUAUUUGUUCUUGA
Molecule: messenger RNA, 1739 nt
Organism: Hordeum vulgare subsp. vulgare (domesticated barley)
Lineage: Eukaryota; Viridiplantae; Streptophyta; Magnoliopsida; Poales; Poaceae
Product: aspartic proteinase nepenthesin-1-like
Exons: 1
Coding region: 27-1355 (442 amino acids)
Cellular component (GO): extracellular region
Source: RefSeq, a predicted model, not a curated record